This is a messenger RNA of Fukomys damarensis (Damara mole-rat), 1333 nucleotides long. RefSeq names its product protein phosphatase 1 regulatory inhibitor subunit 1B (gene Ppp1r1b). The record is from RefSeq and is a predicted model, not a curated record. Bases 130 to 621 code for a protein of 163 amino acids. Lineage: Eukaryota; Metazoa; Chordata; Mammalia; Rodentia; Bathyergidae. The transcript is spliced from 6 exons. Gene Ontology annotation, molecular function: protein phosphatase inhibitor activity. Gene Ontology annotation, biological process: intracellular signal transduction. Gene Ontology annotation, cellular component: cytoplasm.
AGGACUCCAAAGCGCCGCUCUCUGCUGCCUGGGGGUGGGGUGCGUGGACCUGGGGUGUCUGUCCUGCAGGUGUCUAUCCUCUCUCGCCCUCCAUCUCCUCAGAUCCGGCGCCGGAGGCCAACCCCUGCCAUGCUGUUCCGGCUCUCAGAGCACCCCUCGCCAGAGGAGGAAGCCUCACCCCACCAGAGGGCCUCAGGAGAGGGGCAUCACCUCAAGUCCAAGAGACCCAACCCCUCUGCCUACACACCACCCUCGCUGAAAGCCGUGCAGCGCAUCGCCGAGUCCCACCUGCAGACCAUCAGUAACCUGAGCGAGAACCAGGCCUCGGAGGAGGAGGACGAGCUGGGGGAGCUGCGCGAGCUGGGGUAUCCAAGGGAGGAUGAGGAGGAGGACGAGGAAGAGGACGAGGAGGAAGACGAGGAGGAAGACAGCCAGGCUGAGGUCCUGAAGGGCAUCAGGGGCUCCGCUGGCCAAAAGGUAACCUGUGGCCAGGGUCUGGAGGGGCUCUGGGAGCGCCCACCCCCUCUGGAUGAGCCGCAGAGCGAUGGCAGCUCGGAGGGCCAAGAUACAGCACUAACUGAGCUGGGAGAGGAGCCUCAGCACCCUGAACCUGGCACAUAAGUGCACAGCUCCCAGUCUUCAAGAGGAAGUGGGGGGGCAUCACUGUGCCCCAGAAACCCACUCUGUCCCCACCCUAUUUGGUGCCCUUCCCCUUCUCUGCGACUUCUAGACGACUAAGGCUGGUCUGUGUUUGCUUUCUGCCCACCUCUGGCUGAUGCCGAGUCCCUGACACCUGCCCCUACCAGUUGUUCCUCCAUUCACCCGGCGGGAGGUGGGGUGUGGGGGAGCCCAUGUUGGAAAAUUCAGAAAACGGAAACAAAGAUUUGCUUUCACAGUUCUACUCCCCAGAUCCUCUCCCCUGGGCACAGGAGACCCACAGGGCAGGACCCUAAGAUCUGGGGAAAGGAGUGUGAGAACCUGUAGGUGUCCUGAGAACCUUCUCCAUCCUCUCUCCCCGCCGGAGUCCACGUCACCACCCCCUCACCAGCGUCUCCCAGGGCCCAGGACUCGAUCCUUCUCCACAGCCUCAACGUACGGAGAUCUCUGGGUCACCCCUUCUCCCCCUGCGUGCCUGGAAGAUGGACUGGCAGGGGCUGCUUCGUUGCGUUAUGUUUGUGCUUUGAUGCCGGGAAUGCCGCCUAGUACGCGCCCUCAGAGGGGAUACACGGUGGGGGAGCCAGGGCCUCCUCGUCCCCCAGCUACUCUGUCCUCUUCCCCUUCUUCCUCAACUCCAGGCCUGAAUCCCUCCAGUGCUGUAAUAAAUCUUUGUAAA